Messenger RNA from Daktulosphaira vitifoliae (grape phylloxera), 1758 nucleotides. RefSeq names its product transcription factor HES-1-like. Bases 266 to 1246 code for a protein of 326 amino acids. NCBI's taxonomy places the organism in Eukaryota, Metazoa, Arthropoda, Insecta, Hemiptera, Phylloxeridae. The record is from RefSeq and is a predicted model, not a curated record. Gene Ontology annotation, molecular function: RNA polymerase II cis-regulatory region sequence-specific DNA binding; protein dimerization activity; DNA-binding transcription factor activity, RNA polymerase II-specific. Gene Ontology annotation, biological process: anterior/posterior pattern specification; regulation of neurogenesis; regulation of transcription by RNA polymerase II. The transcript is spliced from 6 exons. Gene Ontology annotation, cellular component: nucleus.
AACGUUGUCGGUGGUAGUGAGCGGCGGAUUGGAGGGAUCGCGCUCACUCGGCCGGAGGUGUGUGGGGUUGAAUUGCCAGCCGGGCGGAAGAGAGGUGUCGACAUUGCGGUCGGGUCACCCGUGCCGCCGACGGCGUCGAGUUCUCGCUUCUCUCAUUACCGUCAGGGAACCGCGGCCCGCAGUUAGUAGUAGUCACACGUCGGGUGCGCUCGCGACAUGUGAUUGCGUCCGGCUACACGAUUAUCACACAGCACGCGCGUGUUUGAUGAUGACAGGAAAAUGUGAACCGGAUCCUUCUUUUUCCGUAUUAGCCGCCCCGACGUCCGCAAGAAUCCACGAUAGCAACAAUAACGCCGCAGCAGCGGCCACUGUGACCACAACCCCAGUGACGGCCACCGUGCAUCCCUUUAGCAAAAGAGAACCGAUUGUCACUAGUUCUUCUUUGGUUUUUUCACAAACGUCUAAUCAAAAGGAUGGUAAACGGGCUAACAAACCACUAAUGGAGAAAAGAAGACGUGCGAGAAUAAACCAAUCAUUAGCACUUUUAAAAACUCUCAUUUUAGAUUCCACUAGGACCGAGAACACAAAACACUCAAAAUUGGAAAAAGCUGACAUAUUGGAGCUCACCGUGCGCCAUUUGCAACGCCAAAAAGUACUGAGCUCAGAUGUCAGAGAUAAAUAUCGGGCCGGCUUCCAAGAAUGCGCAAGAGAGGUUACCAGAUUUUUAGAAUGCCCAGAAUUACACAUGUGUAGCGCUGGGGCUGGUAAUCUGAUCACGCCCGGCGCUACAGUAAUCGAACCAGCCGUCAAACAGCGUCUUUUAAGACAUUUGGACACCUGUUCGUCUGAAAUCGAUUUAGAUUUUAGUAAUUCUACGGUGGUCAUACCCGACGACAUGAUUGGUGGCGACGAAGAAUCAAAUUGUAGUACUGCGGACAGUAGGAACGAUCGAAUAAAAUCAGAACCUCCGAAAAAACGUACUCGGAGCAGAUCCGUCGGCGUAGAAGAUAAAUCGAUCGAUCGCAGUGGACUUACAGCUAGUGUGGUCGUUGCUCCUUCAAACGACCCUACCCAACCUCUGUCUGUAGUACAACUUCCAGAUGGACAAGUUGUGUUCUUAUUACCUAGCCACUAUGUGCACUGUCAACAGAAUCCGGGAGGCGAAGGGAGGGCUCAAGGAGAAGAGCCCAUUGAUUUCAGUGUGAAAAGAGAACACGAACAUGACAGUAUGUGGAGACCUUGGUGAAGUAGACGUCUUAUUUAUAGAGGAAACAUAGAUAUUUGAUUUUUGUUUAAUUUAUUUCCCUUUACUUAUAUUUCUAAAAUAAAAUUAUUAUUAUUUUUUUUUUUUGACUGUGAUACAGAUAAGAAAUGACAGUUUUCAUCUCUAAUACACAUAUUUUUAUUGUGUUUCUAUAAUAAUGACAUAGUCCGAUCUUCCUUAAAAGUCAUAAACAUGAAUGAAUACUGUUCAUUAAUUAAUAGUAAUUUUUUAAUUAAGAAUUAAACAAAUUUAUUACCUCCUUAGUUCUUCUAUAUCUUGUAUUACUUAGAAUAGAUAAAAAAAUCAAAAGUAAAGUUUUCUAUUUCUUUUUUUUAUAAGCAAUGUGCAAUAUUUAUGAAUUUUUUUUUUUAGUCACCAAUCUUAAAAAAUAUAAAUCAAUUUAAGUUUUGUUUAUUAUUGUUGUUGAUACAUUUUAAUUAUUAUUAUUAUUAUUAUAUUAUACAUUUUUAUUUAAUAUUAUUGAAUUAAAUAUA